Molecule: messenger RNA, 1551 nt
Organism: Drosophila innubila
Lineage: Eukaryota; Metazoa; Arthropoda; Insecta; Diptera; Drosophilidae
Product: protein rolling stone
Exons: 4
Coding region: 399-1226 (275 amino acids)
Cellular component (GO): membrane
Source: RefSeq, a predicted model, not a curated record
GACAGUAUUGUCGGGUCUUCCAAAAGGGUAAAAGCUUUGACGCUUUCAGUUCGCUCUGUGUCUCGUUGGGUAGUGCACGAAAGUGCUCCGCGUACCAACUGAAGCAACCAAACAAACGACUCCAGCUUCAGCUCCAAGUCCGACUUUGAAUUUGAUUCCGUCCAAGUGUGAGCUCAGCAGUCAUUUUCCGAGAUCAGUUAGAAAAAUUUGCUGCAGUUGCUGUCGUGUGGCCUGACGCGUAACCGAAUGAGCUGUUUCAGCUGAAUUCUCCUCGUGAAGUUUGCCAGCUGCAGUCCAAAAGCAAACACACACAGACUCACACUUUGGUAGAACAUUUGAAAAAAAAAAGUCGGUAGUCAUCAACUUAAACACACGACUCACAGACGAUCGCGCUUAAAAUGCAAUUCCUAAAAAAGUUCGGCAAGGGCCUCAACCAGGAAUUACAAAAGCAGAAUUUCGGCUUUGAAUACAAUCACGUACAUUUAUUCUACAAAUCCCUGUGGCAAAAGAAUGAGGUCAGCAUUCUUUAUUUACUAUAUCGUUGGAUAUGGGCCAUAUUCUUUUUGGGCGUAUACAUCACUUGCAUUAUUUUGCAAUUCUGCGAUGGCAAGUUCUUCAUCUAUAUGACCAACUGGGGCUUCGGUCUGAUCACAAUAACCAUGCUGCUGUCCGCCAUAAACGUCACUCGAUGGCACUACGAUCUACAGAAUGUUCGGAGUCUGGUGAAUGAGGCGGGACAAAAGGCGCGCACAACGUGGGGAUUGAAGAUCUAUUGGUGGCUCUACAAUAUGUCACUGCUGUUGGCACUGAUCAUAUCCACCAUAUACUGGAUAUUUCUACAUGGUCGUAUGAACAAACCCGCACGAUUUAAGGAAAUAAGUGUUAUAACACAUGCUCUGAAUACCGUUUGUAUGCUGAUCGAUUUUAUGAUCGUGGCUUUUCCGUUGCGACUUCUGCAUAUGGUGCAGACUAUGUUUCUGGCGAUCGCCUACUUCGUAUUCACCCUCAUCUAUCACUUUUGUGGCGGCACCGAUGAAUUUGGAAAUCCCUUUGUCUACUCCAUAUUGAACUGGAACAAACCGAUGGGCUGCCUGGUGACCUUCGUUGGUGUCUUCCUUAUUAUCAUUUGCUAUUGGGUGAUCCUUUUCGGCUUUCAUAAACUAAAACAGGCCUUUAAUCGCGCCUUCAGCGUCGUCUGGACUCCCCAUGCAGUGGGUCUUAUAUGAAAUACAGCACAAACUCUCUCACAUUAUUAACUGCACUCAGUCAAGUAGUCUUAUGUAGUACCGCCAGCAUUAUUUCGUAAUUUCCAUAUAGUUACAUACUAACCCACAUACUCACACACUCGCUCUCAUCACACAUUGCAUUUAUUUAUGUCAUUUUAUAGGUGAAUUAUUUAUUUAGACAAUAAUUGCUAAGUGAAUAGUCGAAUGUUCCUUAAUGCCUUAGCAACUUGAAUGUGCUAUGGCUAGUUUUAUUUUUAUCGGUAUAAACAAUUGAAUAAAGAUUCUUACUAUGGAAUCCGUAGUAUAUGACAUAGUUGAAGAAAAA